AUGAGAACCCGGCGAUUGAUAAAAAUUCCCCUCGGUGGAUACAUUUUAUGCGCACUACUCGUCUUGAACUUUUACCAAUUCAAUGAGAACCAAAAAUUAACAGAAGAAAGAUCCGAAAAGCAAGAGAAAAAUGAAAAGAAGAUUUUGUUCUACACCGCCGUCAGGGAUUUCGGCCUGCCAAGAGCGAGGCAUUACAAAAUGUUCAGGCGGCAGUUCCGAAAUCUUUAUGAAACCAAAGCAAAUUCUUCAAACUUCUACUCUGAGAUUUUCCUCGAUAACUCUGGCUACAGCAGUACAUUUAUGAAUUACGAGGACGAGUUUCCUGACACACUAUACACGAGCAACAUUCCAGAAUCCUUCGCCAUCGACGUCAUGAAAAACGCCAACAAAAACUCACUCUUCGUGUUCAUGUCCAACCACCAAUUCGAUAUCACCGAACCUCUCAUCGAAAAACUCAAAGAGCUCAAAUUAGAAAACGACGAAAUCGCCUGCUUGAAUCGAAAGAACGAAGCAAUGCUGCCAGAAUCUCUCAACAACACAAUCAUAAGCCAGUGUCAUUGGGACAUCUUCGCUAUCAACUCCAAAACUGCCGAGAAAAUACGAGACGCGUUGAUCGUUCAAAAAGAAGUGAAGAGAAAACAAGAGCCGGAGAGAACGAUUUACGAGUAUACUCAAAAACUGCUCAAAGCGGAUUAUCAAGGUCUCAUGGUUCAAAAUAAAACUGGUCGAUCAAAUGGAUCUGCUUAUUGGACUAGUCAUCUGAACUCGUUUACGACCCUUUUGAGUUGUUCGAUUUCGACGAAAUUCAAUUAUACGGAUCACUCUUAUCUAUGGGAAGAUUUCCUCACAUACCCAAACGACAGCGCCCUAAAAGCCCCAUUUGACUACGAUUUGGACGCUCAAAUCAACGAAUUGCCGCCGCAAUACCAACUCAACGACCCCCAAGAUCUCAUUCGCUACCUCCGACGGCCAAGAACCGCAUGUUCCAAAGGAACAGUAGUGUCUUUUAUAAAGUGCGCCCGCGGGGAUUUCUUCGAACGAGAAUGGAUCCGCGACUAUUAUCAGAAAAUGGCGAAGAAAGGAAACUUUGACUACAACAUUUUCUUUCUUCUCGGAACAGGAGAAACGCUCAACGAUGAAAUAGACAUGGAAGCGACGAAAUAUGACGAUCUGGUCAUCGGUGACUUCGUUGAUACAUAUGAAAAUCUUCCUCUGAAGACAUUUCUUGGAUUCCAGUUCUUUGCUGGUUUUUGCUACGGAAACAAGAAAAUCAUCAAUUUUCACGACUCCGACGCAUUCGUCCUCCUCCCCGACAUCGUCAAAGACUACAAGACAAAUACAGAAAUGAACAAUCGAGAAAAGAAGCCUUGGGAACCAGAUCCGUUUCUCUCCGAUGAAUCAAUUUACUGCAUAAAAGGGCAGAAGAUCAAUAUUAGAUUCAAGGAUGGCGAAGCUUUUCCGGGCAAUAUGGUCGCGACUUACACUAGCAAAUGGUACAACUGGAUUGCUGAUUGGCCUCCAAAAUAUUCUAUUCCAGAGUACUGUAAUGGAAACUGCAAUUCGAUGGGUCCAGAAGCGGCAAUGAAAAUCUGGAAAGAAGCCCAGCGCACCAACCGUUACUCAAUGCGAAUCGAGGACAAGUUCUACCUCGGCAUUUUACGAGUCAAAGCCGGAAUCCCCAAUGAAAAUAUCGUCGCCGUAACAAACAUGCUCAAGAUCGAUCCAAGCAUGUUCAACCUCAACGGUCUCCAUCGAUGCAUGCACGUGAGCGAAGCGGAAAUGUACGAAAAUCCCGAUGCGAAUCUUCUCGAGUUGAAGAAAAUGAACAAAACUUCGUUGAUGAACAUGCUUACUGAUUGGUACAUAAAUGGAGAUUGGACUCAGACGCGAAAAGGAUUCUUAUAUGGCGGGAAGGAUCAUCUCCUGGCAAGACAAUAG
Messenger RNA from Oikopleura dioica, 1938 nucleotides. The record is from the annotation of a GenBank genome assembly. Lineage: Eukaryota; Metazoa; Chordata; Appendicularia; Copelata; Oikopleuridae.